AAUGCGCAGUGUGGGUACACAGACCCGUCCAACUGCCGGCCCGACUUUAAGUAACUUAAAGCUGAAGGAGAGCCAACAGCAUGUAGAUAAUGUGAAUGUCAGAGACUCCAAGAUGCAGGCCUAAAGCCCCAAAAAGGGCAGUAAGCCAGAGAUGACCGACAAGAUGUCGAGCUUCCUUCAUAUUGGAGAUAUUUGUUCUCUCUAUGCAGAGGGCUCAACAAAUGGAUUUAUUAGCACUUUGGGCCUUGUGGAUGAUCGAUGUGUUGUACAGCCAGAAGCAGGUGAUCUUAACAACCCACCCAAAAAGUUCAGAGAUUGCCUGUUUAAACUAUGCCCUAUGAACCGGUACUCUGCUCAAAAGCAGUUCUGGAAAGCAGCAAAACCAGGAGCUAACAGCACAACAGAUGCAGUGCUGCUCAAUAAACUGCAUCAUGCAGCAGAUUUGGAAAAGAAACAGAAUGAAACUGAAAACAGAAAGCUGCUAGGAACAGUUAUCCAGUACGGCAAUGUCAUCCAGCUGCUUCAUUUAAAAAGUAACAAAUACUUAACAGUAAAUAAGAGGCUUCCAGCUCUAUUAGAGAAGAAUGCUAUGAGGGUGACCUUGGAUGAAGCUGGGAAUGAAGGUUCCUGGUUCUACAUACAGCCCUUCUACAAGCUACGCUCCAUUGGAGACAGUGUUGUCAUUGGAGACAAAGUAGUCCUGAACCCUGUCAAUGCUGGCCAGCCUCUUCAUGCCAGUAGUCAUCAGCUUGUCGAUAAUCCAGGAUGCAAUGAGGUCAACUCUGUGAAUUGCAAUACAAGCUGGAAGAUAGUCCUUUUCAUGAAAUGGAGCGAUAAUAAAGAUGAUAUUCUUAAAGGGGGGGAUGUGGUGAGGUUGUUUCAUGCAGAGCAGGAGAAGUUUCUGACCUGCGACGAGCACAGGAAGAAGCAGCACGUCUUCCUGAGAACUACAGGGAGGCAGUCAGCCACUUCUGCAACGAGUUCAAAAGCACUGUGGGAAGUAGAGGUGGUGCAGCAUGAUCCUUGUCGUGGUGGCGCAGGAUACUGGAAUAGCCUUUUUAGGUUCAAACAUCUUGCUACUGGACACUACUUAGCAGCAGAGGUAAACCCUGACUAUGAGGAAGAUGACCAGGAGUGUCAAUCCUCACUGGAUCCUGAGCAGGAUGCCUCCAGGAGAGGCUUGCUCAGUGCUCAGGAGAAGAUGGCGUACUCCCUGGUGUCCGUGCCUGAAGGAAAUGAUAUCUCUUCCAUAUUUGAGUUGGACCCUACAACACUGCGAGGAGGAGACAGCCUUGUUCCCAGAAACUCCUAUGUCAGACUUAGACACCUUUGCACUAACACUUGGGUUCACAGUACCAAUAUCCCUAUUGAUAAAGAAGAAGAAAAACCUGUGAUGCUUAAAAUUGGUACCUCUCCGGUGAAAGAGGACAAAGAAGCUUUUGCUAUAGUACCAGUUUCUCCUGCAGAGGUCCGGGACUUGGAUUUUGCAAAUGAUGCAAGUAAGGUUUUAGGUUCCAUUGCUGGCAAGUUGGAAAAGGGAACAAUAACCCAGAAUGAAAGAAGGUCUGUUACCAAAUUGUUGGAGGAUUUGGUCUACUUUGUUACUGGUGGAACUAAUUCUGGGCAAGAUGUCCUCGAGGUGGUGUUUUCUAAACCUAAUAGAGAACGGCAAAAACUGAUGAGAGAGCAGAAUAUUCUAAAGCAGAUUUUCAAGCUGUUGCAAGCACCAUUUACUGACAGUGGUGAUGGCCCAAUGUUGCGACUGGAGGAACUUGGAGAUCAGCGUCAUGCUCCCUUCAGACACAUAUGUCGGCUUUGCUACAGAGUGCUCAGACACUCUCAGCAGGAUUACAGGAAGAAUCAGUUUUACGAUUACAUUUCCAAGCAGUUUGGCUUCAUGCAGAAACAAAUUGGCUAUGAUGUCUUGGCUGAGGACACUAUAACAGCACUGCUUCAUAACAAUCGCAAGCUCUUGGAGAAGCACAUCACCGCUGCUGAGAUUGACACCUUUGUUAGUCUUGUGAGGAAAAAUAGGGAGCCCAGGUUUUUGGAUUACCUCUCAGAUCUGUGUGUUUCCAUGAACAAGUCUAUUCCAGUGACACAGGAGUUGAUUUGUAAAGCCGUACUGAAUCCAGCAAAUGCAGACAUACUCAUUGAAACUAAGUUGGUCCUCUCUCGGUUUGAGUUUGAAGAAGUGUCAAGUGGAGAAAAUGCCUUGGAAGUUGGAGAAGAUGAGGAAGAAGUGUGGCUAUUCUGGAGAGACAGUAACAAGGAAAUCCGCAGUAAGAGUAUCAGAGAGUUGGCUCAGGAUGCUAAGGAAGGGCAGAAGGAAGAUCGGGACGUACUCAGCUAUUACAGAUACCAGCUAAACCUCUUUGCUAGAAUGUGCCUUGACCGACAGUAUCUGGCCAUAAAUGAAAUAUCUGGUCAGCUGGAUGUGGAUCUCAUUCUCCGUUGUAUGUCUGAUGAAAACUUGCCGUACGAUCUGAGAGCAUCUUUCUGCCGACUAAUGCUCCAUAUGCACGUUGAUCGUGACCCCCAGGAACAAGUAACGCCAGUGAAGUAUGCUCGUCUGUGGUCUGAGAUACCUUCUGAAAUUGCUAUUGAUGACUAUGAUAGCAGUGGAACUUCCAAAGAUGAAAUUAAGGAGAGAUUUGCACAAACAAUGGAAUUUGUAGAGGAAUAUUUAAGAGAUGUGGUGUGUCAGAGGUUCCCUUUCUCUGAUAAAGAGAAAAAUAAACUCACUUUUGAGGUUGUUAACUUAGCCAGAAAUCUGAUAUAUUUUGGUUUCUACAACUUCUGUGACCUCCUCAGACUGACCAAAAUCCUUCUUGCUAUAUUGGACUGUGUGCACAUCACUACCAUCUUCCCUAUUACCAAGAUGGCAAAAGGCGAGGAAAGUAAAGGGAGCAAUGUGAUGAGAUCAAUCCAUGGAGUUGGUGAGCUGAUGACGCAGGUGGUGCUCAGAGGUGGUGGGUUCUUACCUAUGACCCCGCUCGCCACUGCUCCUGAGGGUAAUGUCAAGCAGAGUGAACCAGAGAAAGAAGACAUCCUGGUAAUGGAUACCAAACUGAAGAUCAUCGAAAUACUUCAGUUUAUUUUGAAUGUGAGAUUGGACUACAGAAUCUCCUGCCUGCUAUGUAUAUUUAAGCAUGAAUUUGAUGAAAGCAACGCCCAAAUGUCUGAAUCGCCCACUGGAAGCAGUAAUCAGGAACUGCCAGCUAAUGUACCAGGAGCCCUAGACUUUGAACAUAUUGAAGAACAAGCUGAGGGGAUCUUUGGUGGAAGUGAGGAGAAUACACCAUUGGAUUUGGAUGAUCAUGGUGGCAGAACGUUUCUCAGAGUUUUGUUGCAUUUAACAAUGCAUGAUUAUCCUCCUCUGGUGUCUGGAGCGCUUCAGCUGCUCUUCCGGCACUUUAGCCAGAGACAAGAAGUCCUUCAAGCUUUUAAGCAGGUUCAACUGCUUGUGACCAGCCAAGAUGUUGACAACUACAAGCAGAUAAAACAAGAUUUGGACCAGCUGAGGUCUAUUGUGGAAAAGUCAGAGCUUUGGGUGUACAAAGGCCAGGGUCCAGAUGAGACUAUGGAUGGAGUGCAAGGUGAAAAUGAGCACAAGAAAAAAGAGGAAGGUCACAGCAAGUCACAAAAACCUGAAAGUACUAGCAGCUACAACUACCGUGUAGUAAAAGAGAUUUUGCUGCGGCUUAGCAAGCUCUGCGUUCAAGAAAGUGCUUCAGUCCGAAAAAGCCGGAAACAGCAGCAGCGGCUUCUGAGGAACAUGGGAGCUCACACGGUUGUGCUGGAGUUGUUGCAGAUCCCUUACGAAAAGGCUGAAGACACAAGGAUGCAGGAGAUAAUGAAGCUUGCACACGAGUUUUUACAGAACUUCUGUGCUGGGAACCAACAGAACCAGGCAUUGCUACACAAGCACAUAAACCUGUUUCUUAACCCAGGGAUCCUGGAAGCAGUAACAAUGCAACACAUUUUCAUGAACAACUUCCAGCUUUGCAGUGAGAUUAAUGAACGAGUUGUUCAACACUUUGUCCACUGUAUAGAAACACAUGGCAGAAAUGUUCAGUACAUAAAGUUCCUGCAGACAAUUGUCAAGGCAGAAGGAAAAUUCAUUAAGAAAUGCCAAGAUAUGGUAAUGGCUGAGCUGGUGAAUGCAGGAGAAGAUGUCCUGGUUUUUUACAAUGACAGAGCCUCCUUCCAGACUUUGGUGCAAAUGAUGAGAUCAGAGAGAGAUCGGAUGGACGAAAACAGCCCGUUGAUGUACCAUAUCCAUUUAGUAGAACUGCUUGCUGUGUGCACAGAAGGCAAAAAUGUCUACACAGAAAUAAAAUGCAACUCCCUUCUCCCUUUGGAUGACAUUGUUAGGGUAGUAACCCAUGAGGAUUGCAUACCUGAGGUUAAAAUUGCAUACAUCAACUUCUUGAAUCAUUGCUAUGUGGACACAGAAGUAGAAAUGAAAGAGAUUUACACCAGUAAUCAUAUGUGGAAGCUGUUUGAGAACUUCCUGGUUGACAUCUGUCGGGCUUGCAACAACACGAGUGACAGAAAGCAUGCUGACUCCAUAUUGGAGAAGUACGUUACAGAAAUAGUGAUGAGUAUAGUCACCACUUUCUUCAGUUCCCCGUUCUCUGAUCAGAGCACUACUUUGCAGACCCGCCAACCUGUGUUUGUACAACUGCUACAAGGCGUGUUCAGAGUUUACCAUUGCAACUGGUUAAUGCCAAGCCAAAAGGCAUCAGUGGAAAGCUGCAUUCGGGUGCUCUCAGAUGUAGCAAAAAGCCGAGCAAUUGCAAUUCCUGUAGACUUGGACAGUCAGGUCAACAAUCUCUUCCUGAAAUCUCAUAACAUUGUACAGAAGACUGCAAUGAAUUGGCGUAUGACCGCAAGGAACGCGGCCCGCAGAGAUUCGGUGCUUGCUGCCUCCAGGGAUUAUCGAAACAUCAUUGAGAGACUGCAGGACAUAGUGUCAGCCUUAGAGGAUCGCUUACGUCCUCUGGUCCAAGCAGAGUUAUCUGUACUGGUAGACGUACUUCACAGGCCUGAACUGCUCUUCCCAGAGAAUACAGAUGCAAGAAGGAAAUGUGAGAGCGGAGGUUUCAUUUGCAAGUUAAUAAAGCAUACUAAACAGCUGCUAGAGGAGAAUGAGGAGAAAUUAUGUAUUAAAGUAUUACAGACACUCAGGGAAAUGAUGACCAAAGAUAGAGGCUAUGGAGAAAAGCAGAUUACCAUUGAAUUGGAUAAUGCUGAGCUGCCGCAACCUCCAGAAACGGAAAGCCCAGUAGAGCAGGAGCUUGAUCAAAGUCUACCACAGAGGCAACUGGAGGAUCAUAGAAGGGGUGAGGCGCUCAGGCAAGUGUUGGUCAACCGUUACUAUGGCAACGUCCGACCGGCGGGAAGACGAGAGAGCCUCACGAGCUUUGGCAAUGGCCCACUCUCUGCUGGAGGCGCUAGUAAAACCGGGGGAGGAGGAGGAAGCUCCGGAUCAAGUUCAAUGAGCCGAGGUGAGAUGAGUUUGGCAGAUGUUCAGUGUCAUCUGGAUAAAGAAGGUGCAUCCAACCUGGUUAUAGACCUCAUCAUGAAUGCCACCAGUGACAGAGUCUUUCAUGAGAGCAUCCUCCUAGCCAUUGCCCUUCUGGAAGGUGGGAACACUACAAUACAGCAUUCGUUUUUCUGCAGACUAACAGAAGAUAAGAAAUCUGAAAAGUUCUUUAAGGUUUUCUAUGAUCGCAUGAAAGUGGCACAACAAGAAAUCAAGGCUACCGUCACAGUCAACACAAGUGACUUAGGAAAUAAAAAGAAAGAUGAAGACUCAGACAGAGAAGUACCAAACAGAAAAAGAGUGAGAGAGCCUAUGACCCAAAUCACAGAGGAAGUCCGGGAUCAGUUACUAGAGGCUUCGGCAGCUACAAGGAAGGCUUACAACACUUACCGGAGGGAAGCUGAUCCUGAUGACCAUUAUUCAGCUGCAGAAGGAGCACAGUCUGCGACAGACAAGAGCAAGGAUGACUUGGAGAUGAGUGCUGUGAUCUCAAUAAUGCAACCCAUCCUCCGUUUCUUACAGCUACUCUGUGAAAACCACAAUCGGGAUUUGCAGGUAUGA
Messenger RNA from Struthio camelus australis, 6112 nucleotides. Lineage: Eukaryota; Metazoa; Chordata; Aves; Struthioniformes; Struthionidae. The record is from RefSeq and is a predicted model, not a curated record.